This is a messenger RNA of Daldinia vernicosa, 2809 nucleotides long. Its product is annotated as glycoside hydrolase family 2 protein. Gene Ontology annotation, biological process: carbohydrate metabolic process. Bases 1 to 2703 code for a protein of 900 amino acids. Gene Ontology annotation, molecular function: hydrolase activity, hydrolyzing O-glycosyl compounds. The record is from RefSeq and is a predicted model, not a curated record. The transcript has 4 exons. Lineage: Eukaryota; Fungi; Ascomycota; Sordariomycetes; Xylariales; Hypoxylaceae.
AUGGCGCCACUUGCGCGAACGAUGUACAAUGCUUGCGGGUUGCUCCUAUCGGGACUCCUGCUGCUAGGAUAUCCUCCGGCUACCGAAGCAGGUGUCGUUAGGAGACUUCUUAACGAGUAUCAACCUGCCUCAGGAGGCCGUGAGCGUGUUAGCGUUAACGAUGACUGGCGCUUUUCUCGUUUUGAGUCAAAUCCGGAUUCACUGUCAUAUGACACACUGAAGGAAUGGAUUCUCCCUUCCGGCAACGACUUCAUCGUCAACGGUGCCAAGCAUGAACGUCCUGAGAAAACCGCUCCGGGCGGCGACGUCAAAUAUGUGCAAGCGUCAUUCGAUGAUAGCGAGUGGGAGACUGUCAAUGUUCCGCACGACUGGGCCAUCAAAGGUCCUUUCCAUGCCCCGGGAAUUCCGAACAGCAUGGGUGCUUUGCCUAUCAACGGCGUAGGAUGGUAUCGUCGCAACCUGACAAUAUCACCAAACGACGCCACCAAGUCUAUCUUCCUGGAUAUCGACGGCGCCAUGUCCAAUUCCGCAGUGUGGAUUAACGGUCAAAUUAUUGGUGGAUGGCCUUACGGGUACAAUUCUUUCCGCUUGGACCUCACCCCGUACGUAAGAGCUGGGGAGAACCUGCUGGCGAUCCGAAUCGAUAACCCUUUGAACUUCUCACGCUGGUACCCUGGCGCUGGCCUCUACCGCAAUAUUUGGCUUGUAAAGGUUGACCAGACGCAUAUUGGCCAAUACGGCACGUAUAUUACGACACCAGUCGUGACUUCAGAAUCGGCCGAUGUCGACCUGACUGUUGAGAUUGAAAAUAAGGGAAAUUCCAGUCGCCAGGUAGAGGUGAAGACCGACAUCUACGUCCUUGACGCGGAAACAGGGAAAGCUGGAGCAGACGUGAUCGCAUCCUUCCCACAGUCAACUGCAAACGUAGCAGCUAGCAGCAAAAAGUCCGUGAAUGCUUCGGUGACGGUAGACAAUCCGCGACUCUGGGGACCUAAGCCGGAUCAAGAACCUAACCUAUACGUCGCCGUUACGAAGCUUCUUUCUAAUGGUACCGUUAUCGACACCUACGAGACGCGCUUUGGUAUCCGAUCUAUUACCUAUGACGCUAACACGGGAAUUCAUGUAAACGGCAAGAGGGUUUACAUCCAAGGCACCAACAACCACCACGACCACGGCUCGAUCGGCGCCGGGUUCCACCUCAGAGCAGCCGAGCGUCAGCUGGAUCUACUACAGGAGAUGGGCUGCAAUGCGCUUCGGAUGUCUCACAACCCACCUGCCCCUGAGCUGCUUGACUUGACGGAUACGUACGGCUUUUUGGUCCUGGACGAAAUCUUCGACGUCUGGAAGCAGGAAAAGAUCGAGGAUGACUAUCACGUAUAUUUCGAGGAGUGGCACGAGCCGGAUAUCCGCACCUUCAUCCGACGUGACCGCAACCACCCCUCCAUCAUAGCCUGGAGCUUCGGCAACGAAAUCGUCGAGCAAUCGACCCCUUCCGGCGGCGUAAUAGCCCGCGAACUGCACAGCAUCAUGGAGGAAGAGGACCCGACGCGACAAAUCAGCGCCGGCAUCAACAACGCCAAGGCUGGCAGCGAGUUCUCCGACGCCGUCGAUAUCCCCGGCAUGAACUACCAGGGCGAGGGCCGCGGCACAUCGUUCGACUCGGCGUACCCGAGCUACCACUCUACGUACCCCGGAAAGGCCCUUUGGAGUACCGAGAGCUCGUCGGGCGUCAGCUCGCGCGGGACCUACGUAUUCCCGGUGACGAGCGCUAAUAGCACGACCGUCGGCAACGGCUCGGGUUCGGACCCUACGACGCUAUUUGUUAGCGCGUACGAGCUCUACGCUGUCUCCUGGGGUUCGUCGCCGGACAAGGUGUUUGGGAUGCAGGAUAGGUUCCCCUAUGUUGCGGGCGAGUUCGUGUGGACUGGGUGGGACUAUCUGGGCGAGCCAUCGCCUUUUGACACUGAGGCCCGUAGUUCUUACUACGGGAUUAUUGAUCUUGCCGGGUUUAAGAAGGACCGUUUCUACCUAUAUCAAGCCCGUUGGCGCCCUGAUUUGAUUCAUGUGUUGCCGCUUAUCACAACAAGCUGGCAAACACAUAAUAAGUCCUCUAUCCCUAUGGCGCACAUCCUACCUCACUGGACCUGGCCCAGCCGCGUCGGCGAAGUAACUCCAGUCCACGUUUUCUCAGGCGCCGACUCGGCCGAACUAUUCGUCAACGGAAAGUCCGCCGGUAGACUCCAAAGGGAGCCGUCGAACUACCGCUUCCGAUGGGAUAACGUCACCUAUGCGCCGGGCGAGCUCCACGUCGUCGCAUAUAAAGACGGUGCUAAAUGGGCCGAUGACACGGUGAAGACGGCUACCGAGCCCGCGAAGCUAAAUAUCACGGCGGACCGUACGACUAUUCGCGGGGAUGGCCACGACCUGUCGUUUAUCACCGUUGCUGUUGCCGACGAGAGCGGCACGACUGUGCCUGAGGCUAGCAACGCCAUCACGUUCUCUAUUUCUGGCCCUGCCGAGAUCCUGUCAACCGACAAUGGUAACCCCGCCGACUUCACCGCGUUCCCGAGCUUGACGCGCGACGCCUUUAGCGGGCUUGCCCUUGCUGUUGUUCGUUCGGAGUCUGGGGGCUCUGGGGAUAUUACUGUUCGUGCGGAGGCGGAGGGACUUAAGGGGGCGGAGAUAGUGUUGGAGGCCGUGUAGGUGGAAAGGGGGUCCAUAGGUAGUAUCUAAGUAUAGGCUGGACUAGUUAACGAAAAUAAUUCAUCUUCUUUGCCAUAUAUUCUCGUCUGGCUUAACGAAACCGUCC